This is a messenger RNA of Chiloscyllium plagiosum (whitespotted bambooshark), 1842 nucleotides long. RefSeq names its product carboxypeptidase B2 (plasma) (gene cpb2). Lineage: Eukaryota; Metazoa; Chordata; Chondrichthyes; Orectolobiformes; Hemiscylliidae. Gene Ontology annotation, biological process: fibrinolysis; proteolysis. The record is from RefSeq and is a predicted model, not a curated record. Gene Ontology annotation, molecular function: zinc ion binding; metallocarboxypeptidase activity.
GUGAUAGGACACACAAAUUCUUUUCACGUUGUGUAUUUCCAUUGAAGAUGGCAUUUCAUAUUUUAGCAUGUUUGUUAUGUACCUUCACCGAAGUGAUAAUUGCCUCUUCACCAAGACAAGUCAGAGACCAGGUUUUAGCUAUUAAGCCGCAGUCGGAUGAGGAGAUUCAACUUAUCAAACAAAUAUUCGACCAAUAUGAGGCUGAUCUGUGGCAACCAAGCUCAAUUGAUAAUAUCAAAAUCAACAAAGAAAUCCACCUUUACUUCAAUAUAUCCAAUGUUGAAGAGGUGAAAACUCAGCUAGCUACAUCAAGCAUUGCAUAUAGGGUGUUGGUUGAGGAUGUUCAACAACUCAUAAAGAAACAAAAACACACAAAUGUGGCUCUUACGCCCCGUGGCACUUCUUUGUAUUAUGAGAUGUAUCAUCCACUGGAAGAGAUUUAUUUGUGGAUGUCACAAAUUACGAAAGCGUACCCAUCUGUCAUUCAAAAAAUACUUAUUGGAUCUUCAUCUGAGAAGCGACUAAUUUAUGUGCUAAAGGUUUUCAAUGGCACCGCCUCACCAAGGGGUGCAUUGUGGAUUGAUUGUGGCAUCCAUGCCCGUGAAUGGAUAUCGCCUGCCUUCUGCCAGUGGUUCGUACAAUAUCUUGUCACUGCACAGAACACGGUCCUCACUAACAUUCUGAAAUCGUUCGAAAUAUAUGUUCUCCCCGUCUGGAACGUUGAUGGCUAUGAGUACACAUGGACAACUAGCCGCUUCUGGAGGAAGAACCGGUCCGAAUAUAAUGGGGAUCAAUGUGUAGGCACGGACCUGAACCGGAACUGGGAUGCGAGCUGGUGCGGUCCUGGAGCAUCAAAUGACCCAUGCAGUGAAACAUAUUGUGGACGUUAUCCCGAGUCUGAACCAGAGGUGAAAGCUGUAGCUGCCUUCAUCAGGAAGAGAUCAGAUCACAUCAUAAGCUACAUUUCAAUACAUUCAUACUCUCAAAUGGUUAUGUUUCCAUAUUCCUACAAAUUUUCUAAAUCUAAGGAUCAUGAUGAAUUGAAUUAUAUAGCAUGGAAGGCAGUCACUGCCGUCAGGUCAGUACAUGGCACCAGCUACAGUUUUGGAAACUCAGCAAAAACAAUCUAUUUAUCCAGUGGAUGUUCAGAUGACUGGGCUUAUGACUUGGGCAUCAAAUAUUCAUUUACCUUUGAACUUCGCGACACUGGGACAUAUGGCUUUUUACUUCCAGCUUCCUUCAUAAGACCAACUUGUGAAGAAGCUACGGCUGCUGUGAGCGAAAUUCUACACUAUAUUGUCCAUACGAUUUGAAUAAACUCAUCUCUUCUCAAGAGUAUCAAUAGAAAUGUUUAGUUACAACUACUCUGAUGUUCUUUGUAUAUUACUAGCUCCCCAUUUGCAUAGGGUAGCUUAUAAUCAACACCCUAUAAUUCCAAGUGGUUUGCCCUCAUUAAAAUUGAAUUAUUCAAUUAUUUGAACUUAGCACACAUAUACAUGUGGAAUUUAGUACUCACAAUUUGAAUUAAGUAAUUUUCAAUUCAGAGUUUAUUGUAUAUCUGAUUUGGAACAUUUUUGAAAUCUUGAAUUGACUUAUACAUAUGAAAAUAUGUUUAUGUUUUAAAAACAGCAGAGAUUAUGCCAAGUGGAAGAGGACAAAUCUAAAAUUCACACCUGGAGUGUAUUAUAUUAGAAAAUGGUAAAAUUGCCAUGGUGUUUCCAGACCAUCAAGCUGUUCUCUCAUUAGAGACAUUGCUGAGGGCCUCUUUAGGAAUACUGUGUCUAGUUCUGGUCACCCUGUUAUAUGAAAGAUAUCAUUAAGCUGGAGAGGGCUUAGAAGAGA